AUGGCGAAGGGAGUCAAGUCAGCGGUACCAGCAACGCCGGUCAAGUCGAGUGGAACGCGCAACGAGGCUUCGGUGCGCUCCGGGAGCUCGUUCUCUACCCCAGCGACGGAUCGGAUGGAGUCGAUCGACGAGCGUUCAGCGAGAUGCGACACGGCGAUUGAUUCCUCGGACGCCAAAGAAGAUGACGAAGAUGAUGACUGGGAUGUCAGGACUGUGAUGUCCGAGACUUCGGAGGCCGCGGUUGUGUCGGCCGGCCGCAGUGAAGGAUCGAGGUCGAUCGCCCGCGACCUCUCCGAAAUGUUCAACGACAUGCCGGGCCCCGAGCCCGCCUGCGACGCGGAUGACGGUGCGACCGAGGGUUUCAAAGCCUCGGUGACGAUUCUCCCGACGGAGGCUGCACUCGCGAGCUGGACGCCAACCACCGCCGCCAAGGCUCUUACCAAGUGGAGGAAGAAGUUACGUGAGGCCUUUGGGGUGGCAGACCGAGGCUCAACGAAGCUUCGUUCGGCCCCGGGAGCGGUUGACCCCUCCAAGGUCCCGCUACCAGCGACCCCUCGGAAGGCAGCCACGGAUGACGGAGUCUUCGCAGUCAAGGGCGAGGCUCCGCCUUACAUGCAAGACUCGCACAUGGUAACCCCACUAUCUACGGACCGUAGUGAACGUCUGGCUAGGGAGACCGAGGUUUCGUACGCAACGCCUGGCACGCGCGGGGCAACCGGUCGCCGGUCCAGCCGCCGUUACGACCUCCGAGAUGACUCGUCGGACAGUGACGAUGAUCUCGGGUCCGACUGUUACGAGGGCGACCUGCCAAGCGAAUGGGCCCGUCAGGUACGCGAACUGAGCGCGACUGACAAUCAGAGCUCAACCCCGAAGCUCGAGAUUACCACGCAUCUACCUAUCGGCAACAUCAAGUCGUUCUACGGUGUGCGCAACAAGAGCGAACACUCCAUGCAGUGGCUUCCUCAGAGAUGGGGCAUUGUAUUGGUGCCGCCAGCUUCCACGCAAGACGAGACGCACGUGGAAACUGCUCAUGUAUGUGACUACCUCAACCGGCUCAACGGCUACGCUCGCAACGCCGGGGUGCGGUUUGAGCACGGGGAUCGUGACGCGAAGGACCACGUCGAACACUUCUUAGUUACGCGUGACGACCGAAACUUAGAAGACCGUCUGUGCCACGUUCGGGUCAAGAGCAUUCAUGACCUCGAAGACAUGAUCAACGACAUUCUGCGUCACCGUGACCGAAAGUCGACCCGCGAAUCAUCGUUCCGCCGCUCCCGCAGUCAAGAUGACAGUCGCCGUCGCGACGCGCGGUCGAACGAGGAUUCUCGAAGUGGUUAUUGCUGUGUACGACGUUACCGUGGCAACGACCGCCUCACCAAUCGUCGUGAUGACGACCACCGCCGUGACCGAUGUGACGGGUCACCGAACCGGUCGAGGGUUACUUUGGUCGACGCCCUUCCCGAUGGGAUGGCAGAAUGGAACAUCGGAGGCUCGGUCGGUGCACGCAACGAGGCUCCAUACGCCCCCCGACGUGAUGCUGAGGCGAACGCGGAUUACUUCGAGGAUGAGCGCCAGUACUCGGACGACCAACGCUCGGACGAGGAUUCAGACGCCGAUUACGACUCGGACGAGUCUACUCGGCAUGUCGCUGCCACUAACGACUCUGAGCGCAGGGCCGCAGCCGAUGGAACGUUCGCCUGGUCUGACAACCGACGCUACAGGAACGGAGGAGGCCCGUCCAACCGCAAACGAGAUAACCGUCGCCAGUUUGGGCUGUAUGCCGUGUGCGGAAGCCCGGCCCACUCCGUGCACUUCUGCUACCGGCGGCGCAAACUGUGCAAACAGGUGCACGACGCUGGAAAGUGCGAAGCGCUCCACGAGCUCACCAAGCUCCUGAAGUCCAAGGUCGACAAGAAGGAUCUGUCGCCAGAGCUGCAAAGCCUGUUAGCUGAGCCUGCUGUUGAUGCGGACUAUCUGUUCGCGUUCACGGGCGAAAGCAAACGGCCUGACGACCGGAAGAACAAUGAACGUGUGAAACUGACGGGAAAUGGAGAGAACCGAGACGCAAGUCUCGUUGAGAUUGGUAUUGAUGAAGAUGAUGAUGACGAACGUGAUGGACACCCGACCGAGGCUUUGAUCACAAGUCUAGCCCAGAUCAGGGGGCCACCUCGGAGCCUCGUUCGGGCGGUGCAAUUACUGCCCGGUGAGAGACUGGGGUGGUGGUCGUCCCAGCGAUACGACAAGAGGAAGCGAAUGAGAGCUUUGGUCAAUGGCGCCGUGGACGACGCGCGAACAAGGCUACUCCUUGAUACUGGAGCGAAUGUUAGCGUGAUUUCUGCCAGCUUCGCCAAGCGGCUAAGUGUACGGGAAGUCCGGGACAACGGACGAAGUCUCGAAGUCCGCGGCAUCAACACGGGGGUGAUGGAGACCCGGCGACGGGCGCUCGUCAAGAUCACCCUCGGGCGGGAGCAGGUCUACGAAUUUGAAAGGUGGAUAAUGGAUCACAGUGCCGGGGUCAUGGUACCACUGCUAAAGUCGCAGAGUGUUGGGGAUGACGAACCUUACGGCACGCAGCCUUCGUGUGGGCCGACCGAGGAUUUAUACGCCCCCGGUCGCGAGUGGCGAGAGUUUCGACUGCCGCGCCAGCGGCUACCUCGUUCGGAGUACGAUGUGUGGGUACGGCGCACGGGAAAGCUUGUGCCGACCUGUGCCAAGCACGACUCCGUGGUGCUCUGGGUACCGCAUGGUGAACUACCGCGAGAGACCGGCUACGCGAGGUUAGACUCUAACAAGUACAAGGAGUGGCAGGUGCUGGCAUACUCAACGAGCCGUGACGAGACUCUGUAUGGAAGGGAGCGAUGUCUCUAUGACCAAUGGCUGGCCAAACAGCCACCCGCGGUUGGGCGCAGGACUUACUCGACGCCGCAGAAGAUCUUACGGAGACCGCUCGACGCUACAAUAUGGCCGAGAGGUCAUCUUCAAGGUCGUCCUAACGACGAUUAUUCUUCGCUCGGUAUAUCGGAUCAUGCCAACGACCCCAGGGUCUCCCAAGGCUCGGUCAAGGUUACUGAGCCUGGUGCAGACGACACAGAACGUGAUGGUAUAACCAACAACGGUUCGGACGACGAGGCGAGUGCACGGACCGACUCCGACGCACUGGAAGGGUCGUCGCUUGACCGAGCGGCCUAUGCAUCCAAGCGCACCGAUCAUAACGCCUAUAGCAUCAAACAUGGGGCACAGGAAGCCCCGGUCGAGGUGUCAGGAGCCGGAGACAAGCGUGAUGAUGGUGUUGGAGAGCUGAACGACGAUUCGGGAGAAGACCAUGACGCGACAGAUGUAACAGCAGCGGUGGAAUCCGUCCCGCGGAUGGCCGGAACAGCGACGGAUACGCAAGCACGCCCUGAACCAGAUCAAACGUCGGUCGCGUGGGGCAACGCCACUAUCGACUGGGGCGAACAUGAUCCUGGACCGAACGACAUUUUAACUGAAGCAGGAACCGCCACGACCGAGGUUAGUACCGAUGGAGAAAAUUGUGUCGAUGACCCGGACAAAGAGGACCCUGAAAGACUAUUGGAGGCGAAUUACACCUCGGUCGUACAUGCGAUGGUUGCGGAAGGGUUCCCGGAGGAUGAUGACACCGCGAACGAGAUUAAUCGCAGCGACAACGCGCAGGAGUCUCUACCGACCUCUCGACUGAAGCCUACCACUCGGAUUUGGCCCUACAUGGAACGAGUGGCAUGUCGGAAUGCCUCGGUCAACACCCCAGCAGAUGAAACGAACAAGGAUGAAGCUCAAGGAAGGAUGACCGAGGAUUCGAGUGCCGAUAUUAACGUGGAAGAAGGUCGCGCCUGUGCGCCGGACCUCGACUUGCGACGAUGUAUGGAUUUGAUGAUGAAGUGGAGAUACGAGUGGAUCUGGGACCGCUACGCCCGACAACUACGUUUCGUUCAAGGCGGUGGUGCCUGA
This is a messenger RNA of Phytophthora sojae, 3966 nucleotides long. RefSeq lists its product as hypothetical. NCBI's taxonomy places the organism in Eukaryota, Oomycota, Peronosporomycetes, Peronosporales, Peronosporaceae. The record is from RefSeq and is a predicted model, not a curated record. Gene Ontology annotation, biological process: proteolysis. The coding region runs from base 1 to 3966 and encodes 1321 amino acids. Gene Ontology annotation, molecular function: aspartic-type endopeptidase activity. The transcript is spliced from 8 exons.